UCCUUGGUUCUGUUGUUAGCGAUGGCGAGUCAGUGGCCAGAAUCAGAUUGUUCCAAGAUCAACAGUGGAGACACAGCAUGGAUGCUUGUUUCAACUGCUCUCGUUCUCUUCAUGACGCCCGGUCUUGCUUUCUUCUACGGCGGUCUGGUGCACCGCAAGAGCGUUCUGACCAUCAUCAUGCAAUGCGUGAUCUCCAUGGGGACAACCUCCCUGAUCUGGUUCCUCAUUGGCUUCAGCUUGGCCUUCGGAGAAACUGGAGGAGGAGUGAUUGGCAACCCCAAGUCCUACCCUGUCUUCGUGAACCUUGAUCCCUGCACCCCCGUUGGGUACCCCAUGCAGCCCAACGACGCCAUGGCCUUCCCUGGACUCUUGUUCGCAGCCUAUCAGAUGAUGUUUGCCAUCAUCUCCCCUGCGCUCAUCACCGGCGCGUUUGCCGAUCGCGUUACCUUCCCGGCAUACCUGAUCUUCAUUUCCUUGUGGCUCGUCCUGGUGUACUGCCCCUUUGUCCACUGGAUCUGGAACCCCGCGGGCUUCCUCAACAAGUGGGGAGUGAAGGACUUCGCUGGUGGCAUCGUUGUGCACAUCUCUGCUGGUUUCGCUGCUCUCGCGUCCGUCUUUGUGGUUGGGUCCAGAAAGUACAAGAGCGAGGAGGAGCGCCUCAUCUUGCAGGUUCCUCACAACCGUACCUUCGUUGCUCUUGGAACCGGCAUGCUCUGGUUCGGCUGGUUUGGGUUCAAUGGAGGUUCAGCUCUUGCCUCCAACGGAGUUGCUGUCUUCGCGGUGACAAACUCUUGCAUCGCGUGCUCUACUGCUAUGACCCUGUGGACCAUCAUUGAGUGGGUUUCCACCUCGAAGCCUUCCCUGGUUGGUGCUUGUGUUGGUGCGAUCGCUGGUCUCGCGACCAUCACUCCCUGUGCUGGGUUUGUUCGUCCAUGGGCUGCACUUGUCAUCGGCGUCGUGGCUGCGCUUUUCUGCUAUGGAUGCGUCAAGUUCUGCCGUGAUAUGAUGAAGUGGGACGAUGCUUUGGAUGUUUGGGCUGUUCAUGGAAUGGGGGGAUUCAUCGGAUCCAUCUUGCUGGGUAUCCUGGCUGAUGAGGGGGUUGGCGGCGUCCCGCGCCCGAGCCCCAGUACUCUUCACAGAUCAACUACAACAUUCCUCCUUCACAGCCUAUUCACGAGACAUUCCCUCAGGAGGGUUUUGUGGGAACUGCCUAGAUUGGCAAAAGAAAUUAUUUAUUCUAUCUCUUUAGUGCUGCUAAGUUUUGUUUGAUUCUAUUUUUGAAUAUCAACAUUUUGUACAUCAUACCAGCUUGCCCCUGCCUCCCACCUCAACGACGAGGGUGAACUUGCCGUUGUCACAGCUGUCGUCGGAGUCAAACACCUUGGGGCAUCGGGGGAAACUACGCUGGCUCGCAGCGAUGUGAUCUGUCUUGGCCAUCCCGCAGUUCUUACACCUUGGGCUACACCAGCUAGUCCUCUUGUAAAACCUCGACCUCCUUGCCUUGCAGCUAUCGCAUCCGAAGUGUGAGAGCCGCCCGAUUCCUUUCAGAUUUGCACAAAGACAACAGAAAGGAGGCUCGCCGUUCCAGUUCCAUCUGCUGUUAUCACACGCUGAGCCGAAAAAAUCUCCUCCCUCUGAAGAAUUCGUCUUGAUGCCGCAGCAUGGGCAUUCCCGCUGUUUAUUUGACCAUGGCGCCUUCAGCUUAGCAAACGCGGCGACCUCCUUCUCUAUUUGUAGAGGAAGAGUUGUAUUGUUUAAAUCAAGCAUUGUCCUGGCAUGUUCUGCCGAUGUAGAGUUCGUCGGGCAAGGAUUUCUCAUGCAGAUGAAUUUCAAUUUUAACCU
Messenger RNA from Guillardia theta CCMP2712, 1842 nucleotides. Its product is annotated as ammonium transporter. Bases 22 to 1269 code for a protein of 415 amino acids. The record is from RefSeq and is a predicted model, not a curated record. Lineage: Eukaryota; Cryptophyceae; Pyrenomonadales; Geminigeraceae. Gene Ontology annotation, molecular function: ammonium channel activity. Gene Ontology annotation, biological process: ammonium transmembrane transport. The transcript has 2 exons. Gene Ontology annotation, cellular component: plasma membrane.